GAUAGGGAGCCAAUUAGAUUAUGAGACGCAGCCCAUGUGUCUUUCGGUAGCAAACGUAUUCCUGCAUACGCUCUUUCUCACUCUGUAAAGUGUUGUUUUUGCUGUACUUGUAGGUUUAAAUACUAGUGCUGGUGUAAUAAAUACAUAUUAAUACUCAUAAGGCUUUCUUCAUUUCUCUGGCGGAUUUGUGGCGGGGGCAGCUGAGAGGACGAACAUGUCGGGAAAGAGUUUUCGCGUUAGCGACGGAGACUGGAUUUGUCCCGAUAAAAAGUGUGGAAAUGUCAACUUUGCUAGAAGAACGAGCUGUAACAGAUGUGGCAGGGAAAAGACAACUGAAGCAAAGAUGAUGAAAGCGGGGGGAACCGAGAUUGGAAAGACUCUGGCUGAGAAGAGCAGAGGUCUUUUCAGUGCCAACGACUGGCAGUGCAAAACGUGUGGUAAUGUAAACUGGGCCAGAAGAUCAGAGUGCAACAUGUGUAACACUCCUAAAUAUGCCAAACUGGAGGAAAGGACAGGAUACGGUGGAGGGUUCAAUGAGAGAGAGAAUUUAGUCUACAAUGAGCGAGAGGAGUCUGAUGGUGAAUACGAUGAGUUUGGGCGCAUAAAAAAGAAGUAUCGUGGAAAAAGCAAGAAGGACAAUGAAAAGAAAGAGGAACCCAAAAAAAAAGAUGAUGACGACGAAGAAGAAGAAGAAGAUGAUGAUGAAGAUGGAGAUCUUUCAAAAUACAAACUUGAUGAUGAUGACGAUGAUGACGAUGAUGCAGAUUUGUCCAAGUAUGAUUUGGAUGCUGAUGAUGAGAAGAAAGGCAGUCGUUCAGGCUCCUCGCGGUCUUCGUCACGCUCGUCCAGUUCAAGUUCCCGGUCUAGGUCCAGAUCCCGGUCCAGGAGCUCAUCCAGUUCCAGAUCACGAUCUCGUUCUCGCUCCAGGUCCAACUCCAGAUCCAGCUCCAGAUCAGGAAAGGGCUCUGCUUCUUCAAAGAAGAGGUCUCGCUCCCCUUCGUCAUCGCCUGAAGGAGGCCAGAAGAGGAGUCGCUCCAGGUCCUCCUCUGGUGGCCGCAAAAAAAGACGCGCACGAUCGCACUCGUCUGAAAGGUUUGGUGUAACACAUGGUGUCCUGGAUUCCAGGCGUCCUUCUGCAUUAUACACAGGGCUCUGUGAUAUAGCCGUACAUUUCUGAAACAGUCACAAAAUUGUGCUUUUCUCUGUGCAAUAUAUUUUUAAUGGUUUGUUUUGAUUUCAAGAACCAAAUCACUUAAUCGGUCAUGGUCUUUCUCUUUCUCUUUGUCUCUUUCUCUCUAUCUCUUUGUAGGCGCAGAGGCUCAUCUGGAUCAUCCCACUCUGGCUCAAGCUCAAAACAGAAAUGAUUAACAAAAGAAACAAAUUCUUUCUAAAACUGCAUGUUGUUGGUUUUGGUUUUUUGUUUUUCAAACUCCAAGUUUUGUUUUUUGGCCUAUUGCAACUACCCAACUGUUUGAAUUCAUAUUGAUUUCUAUGAAAAAAAACUUGCGCACAUGUUCACGUAACCUCUUCACAAGUUUUCUGCCUUUUGUUUUUUUUUUAAACAUCUAGCCAAAUCUCUCAACAGUAUAACUCAAAGUGUAAGCUCUGUAGUGUCAGUGGGUUUAUAGAGAAAUAACAUCAAGUCUGUGACUAUAAAUGGCACAUAUCUUCUGGACAUCAACUGUUUUAAUGGGAAAUUAUGCAAAUUAUAUUGCAGAAGUAGUUUUAUUCAUCCAUUGUCAGACAUUACUACUAUCAGAAUACUAUCAAGCAAAAACUAUUCUAUAAAAAAUACUCAGAUGCUGGGUUUAUAGUUCUUUGAUAUUAAACUCCUCACAAGAUAUGAUGAUGGCUUAAACAUUAAAUAACCACCUGAUGCCAGCAUCUUAUAGAAAGCUUUUCCUCAGAGGCGUAACAAUGCCUUGUCUAAUUGUGUGCGUUAAAGGUAAGUAUGUUUUUUCUAUACUUGUAGAGAUUUAUUUUCUUUUGGCAAGACAGAUGAAAUGUGAAUUUUUAUUUUUUUUGGUCAUUUUGGUCUUUUUUUGGUCUUUGUUCUUAAUUUUAUCAUUUGUGGAACUAAGAAACUAGACAAACUCGUGGACAAACUCAAAUUACUGAUAAAUUACUGGUUUGGAUUUCUUUUCUGUGCUCAAAUUAAAUUUGGAACAUGUGAAAUAAUCACCCUCUUCUAACAAAGAAAAUAUGAAACUGUUUUACUGUCCUUUAAAAUUGCAUAAGUGUGUAACCAACAUGAAUAAACACUUGUUAAUCUGAAA
This is a messenger RNA of Labeo rohita (rohu), 2276 nucleotides long. RefSeq names its product zinc finger, RAN-binding domain containing 2 (gene zranb2). Bases 215 to 1177 code for a protein of 320 amino acids. Lineage: Eukaryota; Metazoa; Chordata; Actinopteri; Cypriniformes; Cyprinidae. The record is from RefSeq and is a predicted model, not a curated record. Gene Ontology annotation, molecular function: RNA binding; lipopolysaccharide binding. Gene Ontology annotation, biological process: RNA processing. The transcript has 9 exons.